Zophobas morio is the source of this 852-nucleotide messenger RNA. RefSeq lists its product as uncharacterized. The record is from RefSeq and is a predicted model, not a curated record. Bases 256 to 564 code for a protein of 102 amino acids. The transcript is spliced from 3 exons. Lineage: Eukaryota; Metazoa; Arthropoda; Insecta; Coleoptera; Tenebrionidae.
ACACGCUAUCCCAAACACGUCUGAAAAUAAACAAACAGAGAAACGGCGAGAGUAAACCGUUCUUAAAGCCCGGGAGUGACAUGUUAUAAUAAAAGCCUAUCUUGUGGCUUGCUCGCUAGUUUGUCUGUUUAUUUUUUCACGGGGUGAAUGUGCACCACGUGUAACUGUUUUUCCCGUUAAACCACUCGAGUGUUUGUGUACGUACAUGUGUUGUACUUGGCAGGUCCACUGCUGGGACAGGUUCCACUUGCUGAGAUGUUUAUGGACCCGACUUGUCGUGCUAAGCCUGGCCCGGUGCAGCGGCGGCUCGUCGGGGAAAAAACUACGAACGAAAACCUCUUCUAUCAAUGGAUUUACCAGGGCUUCACUUACGGCUUUGCAUAUUCACUCACAGGAAGCAUUUAUAAUUCAGUCGUAUUUUCGAAAGGGACAGAAGACCAACAUUCCGGGAAGAAUUUUUCUACAACAUCGUGGACUAGGCCCAUUUCGGCAGCUCACUUCAGUGAUGUGUGGUUAAACUUCGGAGAAACCUCGUGUCUGCAAAAAAAAAAAAGAGACAGGUAAUGGAGCAGACUCGUUUUGUGGCCCCGUUUGAAGAAGGCUCUUCAUCGAACACCUGUCAACAAUUUGGAGCAAUUAAGGUUGAGAAUAACAGAAGAAAUUAACGACAUAUACAAGAAUGCCGAGGUGUUGAGACAUGUGUUAAACGAAGAGAUUCUUCCCUGCAACAAAAUGAACAACAUUUCCAACAUUUAAUGUAGUUUAUUUUUAUUUCGCAAGUUUUACACGUAGAAUGACAAGUCAAUAAAUGAUACAAGUAUUAUUCAUUGACCUAAUAGCUGAUUUAUUGUA